AUGCCUAUCACUGAGAUUCCGUAUCCUAUUCUCUCGCAAUUCGGCUGCGCAGUGACAAAGACAACCGGAAUGCCGCCCCAACCACUAGAUGCGACGCCCGAGCAGAAGGCUCAGGUCGAUGAAGAGGACAGAACUCCCAAGCAGCUACCGAAGGGCGUAGUCUUGGGUCCUGAUGGCAAGCCGUACGUUAAGAGACAGUAG
This is a messenger RNA of Aureobasidium vineae, 201 nucleotides long. The record is from the annotation of a GenBank genome assembly. NCBI's taxonomy places the organism in Eukaryota, Fungi, Ascomycota, Dothideomycetes, Dothideales, Saccotheciaceae.